Bufo bufo (common toad) is the source of this 1347-nucleotide messenger RNA. It is a transcript of the gene DRD1, whose product is annotated as dopamine receptor D1. The transcript has a single exon. The coding region runs from base 1 to 1347 and encodes 448 amino acids. Lineage: Eukaryota; Metazoa; Chordata; Amphibia; Anura; Bufonidae. Gene Ontology annotation, biological process: adenylate cyclase-activating adrenergic receptor signaling pathway; G protein-coupled dopamine receptor signaling pathway; vasodilation. The record is from RefSeq and is a predicted model, not a curated record. Gene Ontology annotation, cellular component: plasma membrane. Gene Ontology annotation, molecular function: dopamine neurotransmitter receptor activity, coupled via Gs; G protein-coupled receptor activity.
AUGACUAUAAAUAUCACCAGUAUGGAUGGAGACAUGUUACUUGCAGAAAAAGAUUCUUCUUUUCGCAUCCUAAUGGGUUGUUUGCUCUCAGUUCUAAUACUUUCAACUCUUUUGGGAAAUACUUUGGUCUGUGCAGCUGUAAUCAGAUUUCGUCACCUUAGGUCCAAAGUCACAAACUUUUUUGUGAUCUCCUUAGCUGUUUCUGACCUUCUGGUAGCAAUGUUGGUUAUGCCUUGGAAAGCUGUUGCUGAGAUUGCUGGCUUUUGGCCAUUUGGUUCAUUCUGUAAUAUAUGGGUUGCUUUUGAUAUAAUGUGUUCAACGGCAUCCAUCUUAAACCUUUGUGUCAUCAGUGUUGACAGGUACUGGGCGAUCUCCAGUCCAUUUAGAUACGAGAGGAAAAUGACCCCAAAAGUAGCCUUCAUAAUGAUAAGUGUUGCAUGGACCUUAUCAAUUCUGAUAUCUUUCAUUCCUGUGCAGCUCAACUGGCAUAAAGCAAAAACUACCAGCUUCUUUGACCUAAAUAGUACCUUUCAAGGUAGCACAAUGGAUAACUGUGACUCGAGCUUAAACAGGACAUAUGCAAUUUCUUCAUCUCUCAUUAGCUUCUAUAUACCAGUGGCCAUUAUGAUUGUAACCUACACCCGGAUAUACAGGAUAGCAGCAAAGCAAAUUCGCCGCAUCUCAGCUCUAGAAAGGGCAGCAGUACAUGCCAAGAAUUGUCAAAACAGUACAGGCAAUGAAAGUAGCUUUGAUUGCCAACAGCCAGAAAGUUCUUUGAAGACCUCAUUUAAAAGAGAAACAAAAGUUUUGAAGACAUUGUCGGUGAUUAUGGGAGUUUUUGUAUGCUGCUGGUUGCCCUUUUUCAUAUUGAACUGUAUGGUGCCCUUUUGUGAUCCAAGUUUAUCCACAGAGCCAUUCUGCAUCAGUUCUACCACAUUUGACAUAUUUGUCUGGUUUGGUUGGGCAAAUUCUUCAUUGAAUCCCAUAAUUUAUGCUUUUAAUGCUGAUUUCCGCAAGGCUUUCUCAACAUUAUUAGGCUGCUACAGACUCUGUCCUACAUCCAACAAUGCUAUAGAGACAGUUAGCAUAAACAAUAAUGGGGCAGUUGUCUAUUCAUGUCAGCAAGAGCCCAAAGGUUCAAUUCCAAAUGAGUGUAACUUAGUUUACCUAAUUCCACAUGCUAUUAUCUGCCCUGAAGAGGAAGUUCUAAAAAAAGAAGAAGAAAGUGGUUUAUCUAAAAGUUUGGACAAAAUGUCUCCUGCAUUCUCUGGGAUCUUGGACUAUGAUGCAGAAGUCUCACUAGAAAAGAUAAAUCCUAUCACACAAAAUGGGCAGGCCAAAACUUGA